Messenger RNA from Vollenhovia emeryi, 2998 nucleotides. Its product is annotated as probable basic-leucine zipper transcription factor Q. The transcript has 4 exons. The record is from RefSeq and is a predicted model, not a curated record. Bases 122 to 2098 code for a protein of 658 amino acids. Lineage: Eukaryota; Metazoa; Arthropoda; Insecta; Hymenoptera; Formicidae.
GAUAAUAAACAAGAGGAACGAUAGCUCGUCGCCCCCCUCCCCGGGGAUGUUUCGCGUCGGCUUCACGGCUGCCUGAGACACCGCUCUCUCUCUCGCCGAGCGUGGCUAUACGGGUUGCAAAAUGACAGAAAGCGGCGUACCUAGGAUGAAGGGGCGCAACGGGGCGAGGCUGUUUAAAAAUCCACCGCAGCCGCACAUGUGUAUACAGGAUUUUAUACAGGGCACUACGGCUCCGUGUUAUGUAAACGUGCUGUCCUGGGACAAAAUUGCAAUGCCACGCAGACCCUCACUGCCUGUGCCGCUCUACGGCGGCAUGAGAGUGCCGCCUCCUCGCACAAAGACGGAAGCCAUAGUGUUUGCUGUAAUGGCCAAUCCCGAGGUCCUGCGGAUGAGCGGCAAGAAUGCUCAGGACGCGAAGAAGCGCACGAGCUUCAUCGAGUUACUAUUAGACUUCAUAGAGGCGAUGAAUGCAGGAGUAGUCUUCAAUCGUAAUUACACAAUACUGAAAGAUCGAGACAUCACAGGCGAGCUGAAGGAAGUCUGGAACGCAGUGCUGGCCAUACGCGACAAUGAGCAGCGCCCGCCGCAACAAGAAACUUGGAUCGACGUUCAGCCACCCAUGUCGCAAUAUCCUCAGUACCCAGAACAGCAGCAGCAGCAGCAAGAGUAUAUACCGCAACCACCGCAGUACCACUCGAGCGUCGCCUACAGUAGGACCAUUAACAACGAAAAUAUGCACUACGAGAGCUACGGGCAUCAGCCACAGAAUUCGCCAAUUUCCAAGAACGAGCCUAUCUUCAUACCCGGGCACAGCUUCGUGUCGCAGCAGUGCCACAACAGCGUUCAUCGUAUCGCCCUCGACCGGUACAACUACCGCGAGCGCGGCAGAGACGGUCAGGUUGUGCAAAAUAUUAUUUCACCGCAGCAUCAGUUUCAACCGAGGCAAACGUGGCCGCAGUAUGUGAACACCAAGUAUAUGCCAGGCUCGAAUCUACCGUAUGGUCCGGGCCCAAAUACCACCCCGGCCAUUAAUCCCCCGAAUCAAAUGAAGCCUUUUCAGCCAUAUCCUGCUUAUCAGCAGCAGCAGCAGCAGCAACAACAGCAGCAGCCGACGCCGCCACCGCCGCCGCUGCCGCAUAUGGAUAAUACGAUGCAUGUUGAUAUUCGUAGGAUGCAACAGCAACCGCAGCAGUCACAAAUACACUUUAAUCAUGUACAGCCGCAAUAUGCUGAGCAAUCUGGGCCAUUCAAUGUACAAAAUAAUGCACACAGAGCAAGUAGACCGCAUAUGGGCGUAGCUCAAAAAAAUAACGUCACUAAAAGACAGGCAAACUCGCCAACACACAUUUCUUGUACAAAUUGCCAAAAUAAGGAAGACCAGUCUAUCACGAAGCCGAAGAGUCCCGUUAAAGUUCUCCAAAGGGAAAUGCCGACGGAGCGGCAGGACACGACUAAUCACGUGGAGUGCAAUAAAGCUCCAGCGGAGAAAACAGAGGAACCGAAGAUCGUUCCGGUGACAAAUUUAGAUGAGGAUCUUAAGAAGAGCGAUGAGCUCGUGGUUGAAUAUGUAUACUCGGAGAAAGAAUAUCCCUACGUCUGUAGUUCAGAAGUAGCGCGUACCGUUGACGAAGCGCCGCCGUGUGAAGAAAAGAAUUCUGCAAAAGUAGAAUCUUGCACAAUGUCCUCGAUGGAAACGAAAGAAACGGAAGUUACGUCAGCUACGCAACAAUUGACUGUUCUGAAGAAUGCCAAUAAGUUUGUCAGAGGCAAUGCGCGAACGCGAAGAACGCAACCAGCCACCAAAGGUGACAACUAUUCGGAGAAUCCGAAACGCUCACAGCCGACGAUGAACAGCAUAUUCAAGAAUGUAUUCAAGAUGAAUCCAGGCGCGUCCAGUGAGGAAUCGUCUGGCAAGAAAAAGGCGAAUGGCCAAGCAAGGCCGGCCAAUGGCAAAGCGAUGUGUGAGAACGAAGAACAGGUACAGCAGGGAUAUACAAUACUGAAGAAGGAGGCUCAGGAGGAGAUGGUGAGCGAGAUCGCUCAAUUAUCUAUUCAAGACUGCAAGGAUGCGGCCGAAGUCGCUCCCGUGCUCUCGUGAUAGCCAGGCCUACAGCUGAUACUCAGCUGUGUCGGCACGCGACAAAGGGCUUUGAUGUAAAUAGAUAGAACUUAAUUCAAUAGGAAGAAGUCAGGAAGAAACGAAAGACAUCGCGAACAGAGGGGCGGGGAGGAAAAUGCAUCUUCGAUGAUUAGAAUUCAUACCCUUGCAUAUUUCGGAGUCGUGGACGGAACUGCUACGUCUUUUAAACGGCUUUAACGAUCGAUUAUCAUUGCGCGAAUACGUGACGAUCAUUUAUGAUUUUAUGAUGCCACAGUGCUCUCGAAAUUCUUUGAUAUUUGAAGGUCCUAUCAUUUACCAGAGAUACUUCGAUAUUUUAAUUUUUGACGGUCCACAUUAUUAACGAUUGCAAAAUUUUUUAAUUAAAAAGUUUAUGCUGCUUGAUGAAGUUGUUGACUUCAAGUUCAAACAAUAAACGAGACAACGAUGUGGAUCGUUAAAGAUUAAUCACAAACUGUGGGGAUUGUUACAAACAUUGCGAAUGUGAUCAUACUAGAGUAACGGUACUACGUGUGAUAUCAAAGAACAUAUUUAUCAGCUUUAGUCGACUAUAGAUAUGUCAGGAAACUUAUUCGCGAUCAAAGCUGGGUACAAUUUGAAUUCGUGUACAGUUUGAUUCAUCAAUUUUCAUGCAAUGGCCUUAUAACAUAGAUUGUCAUAGAUCAUUUUCCCAAAUGUCGUUUUAAGUAACAAUUUCAGUAUCUGUUAUAGUUUCACAUCUGUAUUUGUAAUUCCGAAGUUAUUGCUGGGUUUCGAAAUGUCGGGCUUUUAUUAUAGUGGAAUUUAUUAAAGUUUUCUUUAUCUAGUUCAAUUGGUGAGAUAUGAUAAAUUUUUUUACUCUAUGUUUUAUAGAAAAAUAAGCAUUUUUUAAAUAAAAUA